AUGCCUAGUGUUUUCAACAGAAGGGAAAACACGAGGAUAAUCACCGACAAGGCAUCCGACGACUUUUGUUCCGUUCAUCCCUUCUUUGUUUUGCAACUCGCCGUUCUGUUUAUUAUUGUCGGACACUACGAAACCAUUAUCGGAGAAGAAUGUCCCAAGCUCCGUGAAUUCAUUAAUUUGAUCACCUCUCCAAUCCACCUUGCACCUCUUUCUCAACUCACUCAAAUUUGUGUUCAGGAUGGAAAACACGCUGAGAAAAAUUUUAGCAGUCAUUUUACUCUCCUCCGUUGGAUUAUUCGAAAAAUGCUCCUGCCACGUAAUCGGCUUAGACCCCUCAUACCUGUUCACAUACCCCUUCUCCAGCUGCUCGACGAAGCGCUCCAGGCUCUUGGGGAAAGCGUCGAGCACGGGAUACGCGGGGUUGGCGAAUGCUGUGGAGUGGAGUGCUUGGACGGAUGUCUUGAGAUUUUGCAGCAUUCCGGGGACGCGGUGGGUGAAGUGUUUUGCGGCGGACAGGUGGGAGAGGAGGGUGGCCACAGCGGAGUGGAUGGCGGAGAGUUGGGGGGAGUAUUGAGAGUAAGGGAGAUGUUUGGGGAGGUCGAUAAAUACAUACUGGAAAAUGUCAUAUACAUAAUCUUUUAA
This is a messenger RNA of Babesia ovata, 642 nucleotides long. RefSeq names its product Methylcrotonoyl- carboxylase subunit beta, putative. The coding region runs from base 1 to 642 and encodes 213 amino acids. NCBI's taxonomy places the organism in Eukaryota, Apicomplexa, Aconoidasida, Piroplasmida, Babesiidae. The record is from RefSeq and is a predicted model, not a curated record. The transcript has a single exon.